Messenger RNA from Naegleria lovaniensis, 849 nucleotides. RefSeq lists its product as uncharacterized. The record is from RefSeq and is a predicted model, not a curated record. Bases 1 to 849 code for a protein of 282 amino acids. The transcript has a single exon. Lineage: Eukaryota; Heterolobosea; Eutetramitea; Acrasida; Naegleriidae.
AUGAAUAUCCUCAAGUCUUUUGGAAUUGAACAUGGAAAGGCUAUCAAACUGCAAAAGAAGGACAGCUUUAGAAUAUUAUCUAGAAACAUUCUCACAAAUUAUUUAAUGGACCAAAAGAAAACAAAGAGAAUCUACUGGCAACAAGGUUUUGUUAAAAACGCAAAGCCAAUGAAAACAUCUUUGAAACAAUUGAGAUUGGCAUUCGUAACAAACUCUGAUCAUGUAACAUUUGUUAAAUUAAUGGUCACUAGUUUGUUGGAGAAGACUUUAGUUCAUGAUUCUUCUAAAUUGUUGACGGAAUCCCAGUAUUCCUAUUCCAAGCAGAUAGUCCUUCCAACAUUGAAAUGUAAUAAUUCAAAAACUGUCAUUCAAAACCUUAGAUUAACAAUAGAUGUGGUAACAGAAAAGGAAACUAUUAAGGUUUCUCCAGUGGAUAAUGAUUCUAUAUUCGAGUCAAACUGUUUUAUAAUCGUAUUUAACAGAAUGCAAAGAAGUAGUUGGCAAAAUAUUAUGGAUCACGCAGUCAGGUUUGUUCGAAACCAUUCCAUCAAAGAAAAGCCAAUGAUUCUUGUGGGUAUGAAUUGGAGUCCUCUCUUUCAUCAGAAAAAUAGGAUGAACCACUUUCUUCACGCGAGAGUGGUCAAAGGUUCGAAUGAUUUCGUAACCAACGAUGAGAUUCUUCAAUUUUGUAAAAAGAAUGGCAAUGUACUGGCCUUUGUAGAUGCUAAGCCUCAUUCUGACGGGGAUCUUAAUGAUGUGAUGAACCAUAUUGUAAAAUCUACCCUAUACUCGGACUGGCUUUCAGGAUUCUCUGAUUUGGAAUUACAAACAUUCACCUCGAAUUUGUAA